AUGAGGCCGUCUCUCUUUCUAUUACUCAGCAGCUCUUGGCUUCAUACCGGCGUGGGCGAGGUCCAGGAGGAUACCCCGCCAUGCUUCCCAAUGAUCAAUGGCUGCUCUGAGGUAACGACCGGUUACGUCCUUCCAAAUCACUUCGCCCCCUUCAACGUCUUCACGACCUGGUCGAGGGGAUGCCUUGAUCUUGAUUUGAAGCACGCACUCGAUGGUGAGAUCCAGCUGGAUCAAGCCCAGUGGCGCAACCUUGUGCCGGUUCUGGAGCGCGCUUUGGGAAUGCAACUCAAAUACGCAUCUCCUGAAGGGCACCAAAACGAGAUGAACAAGGAUUUGUGGCGAGGGUGUGUCGGAGGUUAUGAAUGGGAUUGUGUGGACUUCUGGGCCGCUUUUGAUCCCUCUCUCCUUGAAGCUCUUCUGGAGCUAGCUCGGUCCAAGUUCUGA
Thyridium curvatum is the source of this 444-nucleotide messenger RNA. RefSeq lists its product as uncharacterized. The record is from RefSeq and is a predicted model, not a curated record. The transcript has a single exon. Bases 1 to 444 code for a protein of 147 amino acids. NCBI's taxonomy places the organism in Eukaryota, Fungi, Ascomycota, Sordariomycetes, Thyridiales, Thyridiaceae.